Molecule: messenger RNA, 1443 nt
Organism: Cylindrotheca closterium
Lineage: Eukaryota; Bacillariophyta; Bacillariophyceae; Bacillariales; Bacillariaceae
Source: the annotation of a GenBank genome assembly
AUGGGGCAUCCUCUUUCAUCAUCUUCAAGACAAGCUUCUCUGCGAGCGCUUCAACGUCUAAAACAGCAAGGAGCUUUGCAUCCAAGUAGACCCAUUCGGUUCUAUUUUUCUACUUCUCUAGCUUCAUCACCCUCCAUUGGACCAAUCACCGACCGAUUGACCGAAUUGGUGGCUCCAGCCUCAUUAUCAGCAUCAGGACCGAUUACCGAACGAUUGACAGAGCUGGUGGCCAAAGGUGACAAGUAUCCCGACCAGCAUCAAUUGGAGACUGCUGCCGAACUGGAUCGCUUAUACACUCAGCUAUUGGCGAAUGAACCGCCUCCCUUGUCUGUGGGAUCCAAAUCCUCUUCCACGACCGCAUCCUUGCCACCACCAUCAUCCAAUUCAAUCUUUAGGAGUUUCUUUGGUAGUCGUACUCCCACAGAUGUUGUGAAAAAUCUGGUGCCCUCCUUUUCCAGCACCACCAAGGGCGCGUAUAUCUAUGGAGACGUCGGUUGUGGAAAGACCUUCUUGAUGAACAUAUUGUACGACAUGGUAGACUCGGGAGCCUGGGCCCAAGACAAACAAAAAGUCCAUUAUCACAAAUUCAUGCUAGAUGUCCAUGAACACAUGCACCAAGAACGAAAAAUAAAUCCUCAGGGCGAUUUGAUUGCUCCCGUUGUGGACAGAGUCCUCGAAAAGGGUCGUUUCUUGUGUUUGGAUGAAUUUCAAGUGACCGAUGUCGCCGAUGCCCUCAUUCUGCAACGACUCUUUGGAGGACUUUGGGAAAAUGGUUGCGUCUUGGUGGCCACCUCCAAUCGGCCGCCUCAGAACUUGUAUCUCCAUGGAUUGCAACGGGAUCGAUUUCUUCCCUUUAUUGACUUGCUCGAAAACAAAUGCGCCGUGGUCAACAUGUUGGAUUCGGAAACCGAUUAUCGCAUGUUGACGCCCUUUGCCAAGGGGGAUCAUCCCGUGUACUUUUCCAAGGGACAAGCGAAUGACUUUGAAGCCUUGUUUGACAAAUUGGUGGAUGGAAGUAAGGUUGCCCCGACCCAUUUGGUGACCCAAGGCCGGAAAGUCCAGGUCCCCAAGGCCUCGUUAUCGCACAGUGUGGCACACUUUUCCUUUCACGAUCUCUGUGAAAAGGCAUUGGGAGCAGCUGAUUAUAUAGCGAUUGGACAAAACUUUGAAACUGUCUUUUGUCACUCCAUUCCCAAAUUGACGAUCGAUCACGUCAAUUGGUUGAGACGAUUCAUUACCUUCGUGGACAGCAUGUACGAACUCAAGGUAACUUUGGUGUUGCAAACCGAUGCAGAAUCCAUUGAUCAUAUCUUUACGGUGGAAAACAAAAAGGAUUAUUCCCAAGAUGAAGUCUUUGCCUUUGAUCGAUCGCGUUCUCGAUUGGAAGAAAUGGCGAGUAAGGGCUAUUUGUCACUAAAGUGGUUGGGAGAAGCAUCAAAGUGA